Colletotrichum truncatum is the source of this 1641-nucleotide messenger RNA. RefSeq lists its product as uncharacterized. The record is from RefSeq and is a predicted model, not a curated record. NCBI's taxonomy places the organism in Eukaryota, Fungi, Ascomycota, Sordariomycetes, Glomerellales, Glomerellaceae.
AUGAAGAUUGCUGCAUCAGAGGACCUCCAGUCCCAGCUGGAAAAGCAGCAAGGUGCAUCUACUAUUAUUGCCGCUCCUGAGAUGCAAGCAACAUCACCCUCACAAGAUGGAGGGAGCACUGGCAACGACGGUGGAAGCAGUGUGGACAACAAUGAAAUCCAGGACAAUACCAGCACAAAUGCCGAAACAGCCAUUGACAUCCCGCAAUGGCCAGCACCAAUGGAAUUCCAUUUCCCCAUCAUCGACAAAGAGCCUUGGGAAUGCUUCGAUAACUCUUACACAAACUCCCCGUUUCCCUCACUACACUCAAUUCCCUCGAUCCCAUCACUUUCUUCACUGGAUAACCUCCAGGAGCUGGUCCAGAACCCAAAAGACUCCGACCUCUUGAUUACUCCUAUGAUGCACAACGACCUAGACCAGCUCUACUUCGAUCGCGCUUAUGCAUUUGCGCCGAUAUUGCAGGCGCACCGCUACCGAUCUUGGUCUAAACAACCCAACAAGAGCAAGCAGAAAACCUGUCUACAGCAUGCAAUGUGGACGUUGGCCUCGUCAUUAUCCAGUCAAUUCCAGAACGACGGCCGGAAAUUAUACGCAAAGACAAGACAACUUCUGCAUGCCCUCGAGUCGGAGGAACAAUGCCACCAAAUAUGCCUCGAGCAGGCGCAGGCAUGGACCUUGCUGGCGAUCUAUGAGCUAACAUGCCAAGAUUUCCACAGAGGUAUGAUGUCUGCCGGGAGGGCCUUUCGCCUAAUCCAAAUGAUGAGAUUAUACGAGCUUGACAUACCGCAAACAUCUGCAACCAUGCAACUGGAACAGUAUCGAGGGCGGGCACUAGGUCAAGACGACUGGAUCGAGAUUGAAAGUAAAAGGCGGACCUUCUGGCUUGCCUAUACCAUCGAUCGGUUCACGAGCAUGAUUGAUGGGCUACAUAUGUUCUUCGAUGAGCAGCUGAUUCGUACGCGAUUGCCAGCUCCAGAGGCCAAUUUUGCAAGUGGUCGUCCAGUGGACAUGAGUCUCCUCUCAGAAAUGAUCCCAGUCGUCGACUUGGAGUGGCCGCACGAGAAUGUCUCUUCGUUUACCGAGAACAUCAUCGGAGCUACUCUCUGUGGACGGGUCUUGGAGCAUAAACAGAAGUCUCCGACAAGAUCUUGUCAAGACUUCUGUCGUGAGCACCGUGCCAUCAAUACGCUGUUGGGGCAACACAUCAAGAUGCUAAGAAUACAUGCGUCAUUGGAAUACCCAGAUACUACCAUCGCAUUUGCUACUCUCGCGGCACACAUAGCCGUGCUUAUGCUCUACGAUCUCGUGGAAUCCCGGCCACUUGGCACUGACGCACAAGGAACGCAGCUUACUCAAGCUCUCUUCACGGAACACAAGCAGCAAUCAAUGGAUGCCGUCACAGAUAUAGCACUCCUGGUUGCCGUGCUUGGUCAACAUUUUCAAAUGCAUCCCCUGACGCCCAUUCUGUUGCUGCUAGGCGCUCGGUUCUCUCAGUCCCACCCCGGACUAAACAACGCUUACAUGAGGCUCAUGCCAAAUAUCAUUACGACUCUGCGAGCUUUAACCGGCUUGAACAAGCUUGCAGAAGACUUCAUCCAACUUUUGGAGCCUCCAAACAACAAUCAAUGUACCCUCACUUAA